UGCUAUGUGCUAGUGCUAAAAUUUUGAUUAGACUUCCGAUUGAAUAUUAUUUUUAUUUAUUGCUGAGCGCUGAGCCCUAACAGUAUCAGAAGGUUUUGGGCAGGCCUACCCAUUUUAACAGUUUUACAGUUACCAAAUAUAAUAUUUGUUUAGUGGUAUAAAAAUAAUAAUUGUACCUCUGUUUGGCCUAAUGCAUUAAGGUUAGGUUAAGUUGGGCUUAUGUUCAACAGAGAUUGUAUAUCAAAUUGGUUUGGUUGAUAAAGAAAUGAAACUUAACCCAUUCUUUUAACCAUGUAAUUUGGAAUAGAUACAUUGCUUUGUAGAUUCAUUGAGAAGACUUUCACUGUGUAUCUUGUGAUAAUUGUGACCGCAAUAUCUUUUAUAAUGUGGAAACUACUUCCCCACAUAUCAAAAAACCUAUUGUGCCGUAAUAGUGUCUUCAAAGUUCCUCAAAUUAGGCUGUUUUUGUCAGAAUCUUAUAAACUGGAUAAUGUGUGGAAGGAAAGAUUGCAAUCCCCUAUUCUCAAAAGAAUCAAUGUGAGUGAUAUGUUUUAUGAACUGGAUAACCAAUUUCAACAUUUUGCUUAUGCUAGUGCUUUGGAUAUCGAUCUUUUUGUAAAUGCUGUAAACGAUGAUUCCUAUUUUGAUGAAAUAGAGGAUGUCCUCUAUAAGUUGAGAUUGAGUCCAGAGGCAGUUAAUAUGUUGCCCUCAACUCAUCAUGCUAUUGUUCGAUUGUACAUGGAAUGGAAUAAAACUCAGGAUUUGAUGAGAGUCCUCGAUGACAGACUCAACUAUGGUGUAUUUCCAGAUGACUAUUGUAGUUUGUUCAUGAUUGACUCUUUUGUCAAAGCUCAGAAUUUCAGGGACGCCGCCAAAGUUAGUAUUUUAGGCAUGCUACAGGAAGAGAUUUCAAAUCCAUUGUUAAAGUAUUAUUCACUGUAUUCUUGUCACAAGUAUUUGGAAAACCCUAUUCCGUGGAAAGAUGCUGAGGAUGGACAGAAAGGGGAGGAGGAAGAGGAUGAAGACGAAGUAGUUAAGGUUAGAGUUAGGUUUCUUCGUAAUCCCUAUUUCGACGACAACUUUGAUCUUGUAGAACCUCAUCACUUGAUAGGGAAGACAAUGACGUAUAUUGGAUCAGGUAUUGACAGUUGUGUUGGAAAAACUUACAAACUUCUUGGCUUGAUCUUGCAUGAAAAGUUUGAUGAAGCAACCAGUUACAUUACUGCACUCUCAUCGUCAAAAGAAUCAGAUUUAGUUUACGAGGAAGGGCUAGCCCUGGCAAAUAGGAUAUUAGAAGAGAAAUCCAAAACUGAAAGUCAAGAUGAAUCAUUUAAAGCAUCUGUUAAUAGAUUGAAAGAGAUUUUGAAUACAUCUUUUACCGACACUCAAGUCAAUAAAAGAAACCUCUUGGAAGAGUUGGAGUCAACAAUCAAGGAACUUACUUCAAAGCAUGAAAAAGUAGAGAUUGAUAAACAAUUGGACGCCUAUAAAGAGUGGGAGAGACUAAGAGAAAGGCUGUUAAUAGAACAAGUUGAAAAAAUAAACAGGGAAAAACAACUAGCAGAGGUGCAACGGCAAAAGCAGCUCUUGCAAGAGAAAGAGGAGGAGCUUUUCUUUUUUGAAAAUGAGCCUAAGUUGGACUUAAUUAUUGAAGAGAAAGAAAAGAAAAGAGCUGAAGAGGAAGAGAGAAACCAGAAGAUCAAAGAAGCUCUGCAGCCUCCGAAGAAAAUUGAAAAAUGGAACAAGCCAAUACCCCCAGAACCAACAAUUGAAGAUUAUUUUGACGACAAUAUCCCUCUGAAGUUAGUGAAAACAAAAUAGUUUAGUACUGUGUAGGCCUAUAUCUUUUGUACUGAAAAGUAGGUAUCUUUUUAAGCAAAACUGUAAAUAAAUAAAUUAAAUUUGCUUGACUAUUAA
Messenger RNA from Macrosteles quadrilineatus (aster leafhopper), 1917 nucleotides. RefSeq names its product 28S ribosomal protein S27, mitochondrial-like. The transcript has 2 exons. Gene Ontology annotation, cellular component: mitochondrion. The record is from RefSeq and is a predicted model, not a curated record. The coding region runs from base 385 to 1821 and encodes 478 amino acids. Lineage: Eukaryota; Metazoa; Arthropoda; Insecta; Hemiptera; Cicadellidae.